Molecule: messenger RNA, 1741 nt
Organism: Eutrema salsugineum
Lineage: Eukaryota; Viridiplantae; Streptophyta; Magnoliopsida; Brassicales; Brassicaceae
Product: putative pentatricopeptide repeat-containing protein At5g43820
Exons: 2
Coding region: 85-1710 (541 amino acids)
Molecular function (GO): protein binding
Source: RefSeq, a predicted model, not a curated record
UUCUUCUUCUUCUUCUUCUUCUUCUCCUACUGAAUCUUCUCAAGCAAGUUUCUUCGAUCUUCCUCAUUUUGGAAUCGAGAGAUUAUGUAUAGGAGAUGGAACCUAGUUACAGACUCGUUUCGUCGCAUUCAUCUCGGUGAUAUAAGAACCCUAAUUUCGGGUUCUCUAUGCAAUCGCAAAGUUUGCACAGCCUCAAAGGAUCUUUUGUCAUCACCGAAUCAUGCUGUUGUGGAUGAGAGUUAUGUUCUAGCUGAAUUAUCUUCACUGCUUCCGAUUUCAUCAAAAACCUCGACGGCGAAGGACGACGUUAGUUCGAGGAAUCAAUUAGCCGUUGAUUCGUUUUUGUCGCCGGAGGAAAAACUCAGAGGCGUGUUUCUUCAGAAACUAAAGGGAGAAACUGCUACACGAAAGGCUUUAACUAGUCUCGGUAUCGAUUUGAGUAUCGAAACUGUGUCAAAUGUUGUCGAUCGAGGGAAUUUAAGCGGCGAAGCAAUGGUUACGUUCUUCGAUUGGGCGAUUCGCGAGCCGGGCGUGUCUAAAGACGUUGAAAGCUACUAUGUGAUAUUAAGAGCGCUAGGAAGAAGAAAGUUCUUCUCUUUCAUGACGGAUGUGUUACGGGAAAUGGUUAACCCUGAUCUGAAGUGCUUGAUUAUCGCCAUGGAUAGCUUUGCCAAAGCUCGUUAUGUGCGUAGAGCGAUACAAUUGUUCGAAGAAAGCGAAGAUUUUGGAGUGAAAUGUUGUACUGAGUCAUUCAACGCACUGUUGCAGUGUCUCUGCGAGCGUUCGCAUGUUUCUGCUGCAAGCUCGGUGUUUAAUGCGAAGAAAGGGAAGAUACCUUUUGAUGUAUGUACUUACAACAUUAUGAUCAGUGGGUGGUCGAAGCUCGGUGAAGUUGGAGAAAUGGAGAAGGUGUUGAAGGAGAUGGUCGAGAGUGGAUUCGUCCCAAACGGUUUGUCUUUCAGUUACCUUAUCGAAGGUUUGGGAAGAGCUGGUCGUGUUAAUGACUCUGUUAAGAUCUUUGAUAACAUGGAUGUUCCCGACGCAAAUGUUUACAACGCUAUGAUCUGUAAUUUCAUAUUUGCUCGAGAUUUCGAUGAAUCCGUAAGGUAUUACCGGAGAAUGCUUGAUAAAGGAUGCGAACCAAACUGGGAGACCUAUUCCAAGCUUGUUUCUGGUUUAAUCAAAGGCCGUAAAAUUGCAGACGCGCUUGAGAUAUACGAAGAGAUGUUAUCAAGAGGGAUUGUUCCCACCACAGGGCUUGUUACCUCUUUUCUCAAGCCGCUUUGCUGCUACGGCCCACCACACGCUGCGAUGGUUAUAUAUCAGAAAGCGAGAAAAGCCGGGUGUAGGAUAUCGCAGAGCGCGUAUAAGCUGUUGCUUAAACGGCUAUCAGGGUUUGGAAAAUGUGGGAUGUUGUUGAACGUGUGGGACGAAAUGCAAGAGUGUGAAUAUUCUUCGGAUGUGGAAGUCUACGAGUAUAUCGUUGAUGGGCUCUGUAACAUUGGACAUCUUGAGAAUGCUGUGCUUGUGAUGGAAGAAGCGAUGCGGAAAGGGUUUUGCCCGAACCGGUUUGUUUAUAGUAGGCUUAGCAAUAAACUCAUGUCUUCAAGAAAAACAGAAAUGGCUUAUAAGCUGUUUCUUAAGAUCAAAGAGGCUCGUCUUAAAGACAAUGCUCGUAGAUUCUGGCGAAGAAAUGGGUGGCAUUUUUGAACAUUGAUCUUAAUAUGUGAAAACUUCGCUU